Castor canadensis (American beaver) is the source of this 1836-nucleotide messenger RNA. It is a transcript of the gene Aqp10, whose product is annotated as aquaporin 10. The record is from RefSeq and is a predicted model, not a curated record. Gene Ontology annotation, biological process: water transport; glycerol transmembrane transport. Lineage: Eukaryota; Metazoa; Chordata; Mammalia; Rodentia; Castoridae. Gene Ontology annotation, molecular function: glycerol channel activity; urea transmembrane transporter activity; water channel activity. Gene Ontology annotation, cellular component: basolateral plasma membrane; plasma membrane.
AUGACCCAGACCCUAACCCGUGAGAGCGCCCUUGGCAGUAGCUGUGUGGUAGCUGUGUCCUAUGCAGAUAGAGGGAGAAGUGAACAGCGAUACAGUGUCUCCACCAUGUCCUGUACUCAGCUCCUGAUCAAAAUCAGGGGACAACUCCAGAUCCACAACCUCCUGAUCCGACAGUGCCUGGCAGAGUUUCUGGGUGUCUUCGUGCUGAUGCUGCUCACCCAAGGGGCUGUAGCUCAAGCUGUUACCAGUGGAGAAACCAGAGGCAACUUCUUUACCAUGUUUCUGGCUGGCUCUCUGGCUGUUACGAUAGCCAUCUACGUGGCUGGCAAUGUCUCAGGAGCCCACCUGAAUCCAGCCUUCUCCCUGGCCAUGUGCCUCCUGGGUCGCUUCCCCUGGGCCAAGCUCCCUAUUUACUGCUUUGUACAGCUGCUGUCUGCUUUCUGUGCCUCAGGAGUCACCUAUCUUCUAUACUAUGAUGCCUUACAGAACUACACAGGUGGGAACCUGACAGUGACUGGCCCCAAAGAGACAGCCUCUAUCUUUGCCACCUAUCCUGCCCCUUAUCUGUCCCUGAACAAUGGCUUCCUGGAUCAGGUUCUAGGUACUGGGAUGCUGAUUUUGGGGCUCUUAGCCAUCCUGGACAGACGGAACAAGGGAGUGCCUGCGGGUCUGGAGCCUGUAGUGGUGGGACUGCUGAUCUUGACCAUUGGACUAUCCAUGGGUGUCAACUGUGGGUUCCCACUCAACCCUGCCCGGGACCUGGGUCCACGGCUCUUCACCUACCUGGCUGGCUGGGGCCCUGAAGUUUUCAGUGCUGGUAAUGGCUGGUGGUGGGUGCCUGUGGUGGCCCCUCUGGUGGGGGCCACCCUUGGCACAGCCACAUACCAACUGAUGGUGGCUCUGCAUCACCCUGAAGAACAGCCAGCUCAAGAUCUCGCGUCUGCUCAGAACAAAGCUUCAGACUCGAAAACUCCUGUCUCAGUUCAGACGCUGGAGUGUAAGCUGUGAUUAUGACAGCCCUCACCUCACUCAUGAACCUAGGACAGCCACGACCCCGUCUGAUUGCAAGCUAGAGAUUCUUUCUCUUUAUCACUACACCAGACCCUAGGAAGCUUAUCUGUUUAUCCACUCUUUCCUUCUAACCUGGGAAGUAUUGCUUAGACGGUAGAGAACUGGAGGGUGAGAUCGGCUCCCCCCUUCUUCUCCAAGCCCGGCUUCUGACCCUCAGGACCUCUAGGAACGCAGUUGCUCAGAGUAGCCGCCAGAGGGUGCGCACACUGGCUGUUGGCUUGUGAAGGCUGCGAAAAUCUGCAAAGUGGCGGGGCUGGCCGACCAUACAGUGGAGGGCUCGACUCUGGGGUCUUCCCUCCAAAGCUUGGUUCCCCACUGCCUGACUUCCAGUUCUUGCAAUCUCAGCGCUUUCUGCCUUUGCCCUUCCAGGGGCGCCUCCUCUACACUCCGCCGCCCGCAGACUGUUAAGAGAUGGGAAAAGCUGCCUCCACCCAGGGGGCGUGGUGGGGGACCUAAAGAGAGGGUGGUGUCCAGCUCGGCGGAGACAGGGAGAACAAGGCGGAGAAACUGAGGCACAACAGCCAGUCCGGGGCUGUAUCAGUCAAGGAGUGGGCGAAAUAUCUUGAGAUGAGCCAGGGCGAGGAAAGAAGGCAGUGGCGUACGGUUCCAGGGGUAGGAGUCCGGGGCUAAGGGGAAACUAGCGCCGAGGAAAAUUCUCCUUCACCGCUUCCCCGGCCAUCACGCCCCUCCUCCCAGAAGAUGCUCUUUGUGCAGGAAGGCAGCGUUUUCUUGUUCCCUUUCUUCCAGAUUAAAACAAAAUCUCAG